Messenger RNA from Archocentrus centrarchus (flier cichlid), 2634 nucleotides. RefSeq names its product CCC complex scaffolding subunit CCDC93 (gene ccdc93). Gene Ontology annotation, biological process: Golgi to plasma membrane transport. The transcript has 23 exons. The record is from RefSeq and is a predicted model, not a curated record. The coding region runs from base 326 to 2233 and encodes 635 amino acids. Lineage: Eukaryota; Metazoa; Chordata; Actinopteri; Cichliformes; Cichlidae.
AUAUGUUUAGGAGUUCAUAAUGAUUCUAUAACGGGACAUUCACAGCAGUGUUUAGAGGCCCACUGUGGGUUUUAAACGUCGUCUUUUUGCCGUGACUCCGGUGGGGAGAAAGGAUGGGUGUGGAAGUAGACACACGUGACCGAGCAGUGCCAGCCUGAGCUGUCGGGAUCCGCGGAGGCUUCGUUGCCUUUGAACCACUUUAUUAAACUUUAUUAUCCGACUGCUGAGCCGCUGUGCACUCCAAACCUUUUUCGCGUCAUUCAGACGCUUUUAUUUCCUGUCAUAUGCUUCGGUCACGUGACUGCCAUCGACCGUACAGUCCAACAUGGCGGUGGCUACAUCUGUUUUCCACAGAGUGAGAACCGGGUCGAAAAUAGGCGCUCAGUACGACCAAGACGGCAACCUGAUCCAGGUGGAAAGCCGGGAGGAUGAGGAGCAGAGCGUGAAGCUGGCGGAGAUCCUGGAGCUCCUGCUGGCAGCGGGGUACUUCCGAGCCCGGAUCAAAGGCCUGUCACCUUUCGAUAAGGUGGUUGGCGGUAUGACCUGGUGCAUCACCACGUGUAACUUCGACAUCGACGUGGAUCUUCUUUUCCAAGAAAACUCAACCAUUGGACAGAAAAUAGCCUUGACAGAGAAAAUAGUUUCUGUUCUUCCAAAGAUGAAGUGUCCUCACCGCCUGGAACCCCAUCAGAUCCAAGGCUUGGAUUUUAUCCACAUUUUCCCAGUCGUUCAGUGGCUGGUGAAGCGAGCCAUAGAGACGAGAGAGGAGAUGGGAGAUUAUGUGAGAGCCUACUCCAUUUCUCAGUUCCAGAAGACCCACAGCCUCCCCGAGGAUGAAGAGCUCCUCCAGAGGAAAGACAAGGCAGUGAGGGCAGUCCUGGAGGUGCUGGAAGUGUACAAACCCCAGAGGAAAUACAAGAGGCAGAAGAAUGCAGAGGAGCUGCUGGAUGAGGAGUCCAGGGUUCACUCCACUCUGCUGGAAUAUGGGAGGCGAUAUGGAUUCAGCAAGCAGUCUAAACAAGACAGGGUCGAUGAGGGGAAAGCUUCACUGACCGGCGGCUCUCAGGCAGAGUCUCCUGGGAUGUCUGAGGCGGUGGAUGAAGAUGAUCUGCAGGCAGCAGAGGAGAUGAGAAUUAAAAUGUUGAUGACCAACAUGGCUGCCAUGGCAACAGAGGAGGGGAAGCUGACAGCGAGUGCAGUGGGUCAGCUGGUGGGACUGCAGUCUGAAGAGAUCAAGCAGUUUGCCUCUGAGUAUGCUGAGAAGCAGCUGGAGCUGUCCUCAGAGGAGCACUCGGAGCGUUACGGCCCGCUGCAGCAGCACCGCAGGGCGAUCGCCUCAGUUAACAAACAGAUCCAGCAGAAGACUAAAGAGCUGAAGGAGCUGCAGACCAAGCAUGCAGAGGUGAAGACGGGCUGUGACGAGGCCAAGAGGAAACUGAUGGAGGCUGCAGAGCUGUCAGAGACGCUGAGCAAAGAGCUGAGGUCUUUGGAGGAGGUGGAGGAGCAGGCUGACAGUGGGCUGCUGGAGAAGCUGAAGGCUCUGGUGACGAUGAACGAGAACCUGAAGCAGCAGGAGCAGGAGUUCCGCACACACUGCAGGGAAGAGAUGGCUCACCUGCAGAGGAACAUUACGGAGUUAAAGUCUACAUCGGGACAGGACACGGAGGAAGAGAAGGAGAGGAACCAGCUGAUAGACAAACAGUACAACACAGGUCGAGAGAAACUGCAGAAGAUCCGCCUGCUCAUGGCUCGGAGGAACCGAGAGAUCGCCAUCCUGCAGAGGAAGAUCGACGAGGUGCCGAGCCGGGCCGAGCUGACUCAGUAUCAGAAGAGAUUCAUUGAACUUUACAGUCAAGUUUCUGCUACUCACAAAGAGACCAAGCAGUUCUUCACUCUGUAUAACACUUUGGAUGAUAAGAAGGUGUACCUGGAGAAGGAGGUGAAUCUACUGAAUUCUAUUCAUGACAACUUCCAGCAAGCCAUGUCGUCUUCAGCGGCCAAGGAGCAGUUCCUCAAACAAAUGGAGCAGAUAGUGGAGGGGAUCAAACAGAACCGCAUUAAGAUGGAGAAGAAGAAGCAGGAGAACAAAAUGAGGCGGGAUCAGCUCAACGAUGAGUACCUGGAGCUCCUUGACAAGCAGAGGCUGUAUUUCAAAACUGUCAAGGACUUUAAGGAGGAGUGUCGGAAGAACGAGAUGCUGCUGUCUAAGCUGAGAGCUAAAGGAGCCUCGUAGCUCUGACCUGUCAGGAUCUGCUUCAUCCUCACCGAAAUUUGAAUCAAGCCAUUGCACAUCACCACCUGGAUAUUACAUCACACUGCUUUUCACUUGUGCCAAACGCAGCAGUAACGUCUUUAGAAAAGCCUGAUGGUUCACAGCCUCUGUAACAUCAUAAUGAUCACUGAUAAAUGUCUUCACUCCAUCAUCACACUGUUUUCUAAUAUUGGACAGCAUUCAUGUUCACACGUCAGAUUUAACUGCAGUUUAAUAACAGUCCAAGCCGUGCUGCUUUAUGCUGAUCCUGAACAGAGCCUGUCCUCUGAGAGUUUUCAUGUGCCUCUGAACAGUGUCUUAAAUGUACCGUCCUCUGACCACUUGUGAGCAGGAUUUAAUGAAUAAAGAAAUGUUGAUGCUAA